CGACCACACCCCCUUGGAAAUAUCGGUGGCCACUUGGCACGCCAGAUUGGCAAGUCGUUUGGUUAGUGCUAGUUUGGCCAUGCCGCAGGGCGAGACAUUCCAUCGGGCGGUCUCGAAUGUGCUUUUUAUUUCACAAAUCUACGGCCUGCUUCCGGUUAGCAAUGUCCGUGCUCUGGACGUGGCGGAUAUCCGGUUUCGUUGGUGCUCGCCUCGCAUUUUGUACUCCCUACUCAUCGGGAUCCUAAAUCUUAGCGAAUUCGGUGCGGUCAUCAACUAUGUCAUCAAGGUGACCAUCAACUUUCACACCUCCAGCACGCUUUCACUGUACAUUGUCUGCCUUCUGGAGCACCUCUUCUUCUGGAGACUGGCCAUCCAAUGGCCCAGGAUUAUGCGCACCUGGCAUGGAGUGGAGCAGCUCUUUCUGCGGGUUCCCUAUCGGUUCUACGGCGAGUACAGGAUAAAGAGGCGCAUCUACAUUGUGUUUACAAUUGUCAUGUCAUCAGCUUUGGUGGAACACUGUCUCCUGCUGGGCAACUCAUUUCAUCUGAGCAAUAUGGAGCGCACCCAGUGCAAGAUUAACGUUACCUACUUCGAGAGCAUUUACAAGUGGGAGCGUCCUCAUCUAUACAUGAUCCUGCCCUACCACUUUUGGAUGCUACCCAUCUUGGAGUGGGUUAACCAGACCAUUGCCUAUCCGCGCUCAUUCACCGACUGCUUCAUCAUGUGCAUUGGCAUUGGCUUGGCUGCCAGAUUUCACCAGCUCUAUAGAAGAAUCGCUGCUGUUCAUAGGAAAGUAAUGCCCGCGGUCUUUUGGACAGAGGUUCGGGAGCACUAUCUGGCAUUGAAGCGUCUGGUUCAUCUCCUGGAUGCGGCAAUAGCUCCACUGGUGCUCCUCGCCUUUGGCAAUAACAUGUCUUUCAUUUGCUUUCAAUUGUUCAACAGCUUCAAAAAUAUAGGUGUGGAUUUCCUGGUGAUGUUGGCUUUUUGGUACUCCUUAGGAUUCGCUGUAGUUCGCACUUUACUUACUAUUUUCGUGGCUUCUUCCAUAAACGAUUACGAACGAAAGAUUGUCACAGCCUUGAGGGAUGUGCCCUCCAGAGCUUGGUCCAUAGAGGUUCAGCGCUUCAGUGAGCAGUUGGGAAAUGAUACGACAGCUCUAUCCGGCAGCGGAUUCUUCUACCUCACCCGCUCACUCGUCCUGGCCAUGGGCACCACCAUAAUCACCUACGAGCUCAUGAUAUCGGAUGUUAUUAACCAAGGUUCCAUCAGGCAAAAGACUCAGUACUGCAGGGAAUAUUAGAUCCUAGAAUUUACUACUCGUAUCUCCAAUUCAAGAACGCAUUUAGUCAUAAGUGUCACGCCCAUGCACCCGCACCGAAUCCACAUUCGCGAGAUCCUAAUCUGCAAAUAGUUCGGCAUACGCCCCUUUUUUUACGGCGUGUCCUUAGGACGUGAAGGACCUCUUUCCAUUUGCUACCCAACAGUCAAGCCAUGCAGCAGUCGGGUCAAAAAGGCACCAGAAACACGCUUCAGCACGCCAUCGGCCCAGUUCUGGUUAUAGCCCAGUUCUUCGGAGUCCUGCCUGUUGCAGGAGUCUGGCCGAGUUGUCGUCCGGAGAGGGUGCGCUUUCGCUGGAUAUCCUUGUCCCUGCUGGCUGCUCUGAUCCUGUUCGUCUUCUCCAUCGUGGACUGUGCGCUAUCCUCGAAAGUGGUGUUCGAUCAUGGACUGAAAAUCUAUACCAUAGGAUCUCUUAGUUUCAGCGUGAUCUGCAUCUUUUGUUUUGGGGUCUUCCUGCUGCUUUCCCGCCGCUGGCCAUACAUCAUCCGUCGAACGGCGGAGUGCGAGCAGAUAUUCCUGGAACCAGAGUACGAUUGCAGCUAUGGACGUGGCUACUCCAGUCGCCUUCGCCUCUGGGGAGUCUGCAUGCUGGUGGCCGCUCUCUGCGAGCACUCCACCUAUGUGGGCAGCGCGCUGUACAACAAUCACCUGGCCAUCGUGGAGUGCAAGCUGGAUGCGAACUUUUGGCAGAACUAUUUUCAGCGAGAGCGCCAGCAGCUCUUCCUGAUCAUGCACUUCACCGCCUGGUGGAUACCCUUCAUCGAGUGGACCACGCUGUCGAUGACCUUCGUGUGGAACUUUGUGGACAUCUUUCUGAUACUCAUCUGCCGCGGAAUGCAGAUGCGAUUCCAGCAGAUGCACUGGCGCAUCAGGCAGCAUGUGAGGCAGCAAAUGCCGAAUGAAUUCUGGCAGAGGAUUCGCUGUGAUCUUCUGGACCUCAGUGAUCUUCUGGGUAUCUACGACAAGGAAUUAUCCGGUUUGAUCGUGCUAUCCUGUGCCCACAAUAUGUACUUCGUUUGUGUGCAGAUUUAUCAUAGCUUUCAAUCCAAGGGCAACUAUGCGGAUGAGUUAUAUUUCUGGUUUUGCUUGUCUUAUGUCAUCAUUCGCGUACUAAACAUGAUGUUCGCUGCAUCCUCGAUUCCGCAAGAGGCUAAGGAGAUUUCCUACACCCUAUACGAAAUACCCACUGAGUUUUGGUGCGUGGAGCUCAGGCGCCUGAAUGAGAUCUUUCUAUCCGACCACUUUGCUCUGAGUGGCAAGGGAUACUUUCUGCUGACUAGACGAUUAAUAUUUGCAAUGGCUGCCACUUUGAUGGUCUACGAACUGGUGCUCAUCAACCAAAUGGCUGGAUCUGAGGUGCAAAAGAGCUUCUGCGAGGGCGGCGUUGGCUCGUCCAAGAGCAUAUUUUCCUAGUUCUAGUUUGAAAUUUGCAUUCUGUCGCACCUUCUGUACUUUUUAAUCGCACCCAAUCAAUCACCUGUCAGAUGAUAUCUAUGAAUACAAUGCGUGUCUGAAACGUU
Drosophila melanogaster (fruit fly) is the source of this 2858-nucleotide messenger RNA. RefSeq names its product gustatory receptor 64b (gene Gr64b). Lineage: Eukaryota; Metazoa; Arthropoda; Insecta; Diptera; Drosophilidae. The record is from RefSeq and is marked reviewed. Gene Ontology annotation, cellular component: plasma membrane; membrane. Gene Ontology annotation, molecular function: taste receptor activity. Gene Ontology annotation, biological process: detection of chemical stimulus involved in sensory perception of taste; sensory perception of sweet taste; detection of chemical stimulus involved in sensory perception of sweet taste. The transcript has 11 exons. The coding region runs from base 80 to 1300 and encodes 406 amino acids.